This is a messenger RNA of Priceomyces carsonii, 1209 nucleotides long. RefSeq names its product cystathionine gamma-lyase (gene CYS3). Bases 1 to 1209 code for a protein of 402 amino acids. Gene Ontology annotation, molecular function: carbon-sulfur lyase activity; pyridoxal phosphate binding. Gene Ontology annotation, cellular component: cytoplasm. The transcript has a single exon. Lineage: Eukaryota; Fungi; Ascomycota; Pichiomycetes; Serinales; Debaryomycetaceae. Gene Ontology annotation, biological process: transsulfuration. The record is from RefSeq and is a predicted model, not a curated record.
AUGACAAUUAAAGCAAGAGAAUCGCUGACCAGGUAUGGGUUUGGAACAAACGCCAUCCACGCUGGUGCAGCUUACGAUGAGAACACCGGCGCAGUUAUAGAACCAAUCUCCUUGUCUACUACGUUUGCGCAGUCUGCCCCAUCGCGUCCCAUCGGGGCUCACGAAUAUUCAAGGUCUUCAAAUCCUAAUAGAGACAAUUUUGAGACUGCAGUAGCAGUAUUAGAGAAAGCCAAGCAUGCUAUUGCGUUGGGCUCUGGUUCUGCAACAACAGCUUUGAUUCUUCAGUCCUUACCUAUUAACUCCCAUGUUAUUUCAGUUGGAGAUGUCUACGGAGGCACUCACCGUUAUUUUACAAAGGUGGCCAACACGCAUGGUGUUGAGACUACCUUUGUUAAGGAUCUCGUUGAGGAUUUGGAGCUGAAUAUAAAGGAAAAUACAAGCUUAGUGUGGUUGGAAACUCCUUCAAAUCCAACUUUAUCAGUAACUGACAUCGCUGAAGUGGCCUCUCUUUUGAAGAACUAUGAAGCUAAAUCUGGCAAGAGAAUUUUGCUAGUUGUUGACAACACUUUCUUGUCACCUUACAUCUCUAACCCACUUGUACAUGGAGCAGAUGUCGUCAUACAUUCCGUUACCAAGUACAUCAAUGGUCACUCAGAUGUCGUGAUGGGAGUAUUGGCAACUAAUGAUGACCAGCUUCAUGAAAAAUACAGAUUCUUACAGAAUGCCCUUGGAUCGAUUCCAUCACCAUUUGACUCUUGGUUGGCUCACAGAGGUUUAAAGACUUUGCACUUGAGAGUGAGACAAGCAUCGAUAUCUGCUCAGCAAAUAGCGGAGUACUUAGCUUCUCACCCAUCUGUUUCAAAAGUAAACUAUCCAGGUUUAAAAUCUCACAGGAAUCACAACGUAGUGCUUAAGCAGCACAGAGAUGGUCUUGGAGGUGGUAUGAUCUCAUUUAGAAUCAACGGCGGUGCUGAGGCAGCAUCAGCUUUUACUUCUUCCACUAAAUUAUUUACCUUAGCCGAAUCCUUGGGAGGUAUUGAAUCUUUAAUCGAGGUCCCAGCAAUCAUGACGCAUGGAGGUAUUCCAAAGGCUGAGAGAGAAGCCAACGGUGUCUAUGAUGAUUUGGUCAGAGUGUCUGUAGGUAUAGAAGAAACAGAUGACUUAAUUGCAGAUAUUGAACAAGCUUUAGAGAAAUCUUCAAGCUUGUGA